Molecule: messenger RNA, 2985 nt
Organism: Apiotrichum porosum
Lineage: Eukaryota; Fungi; Basidiomycota; Tremellomycetes; Trichosporonales; Trichosporonaceae
Gene: PMA1
Product: plasma membrane H+-ATPase
Exons: 4
Coding region: 1-2985 (994 amino acids)
Biological process (GO): proton export across plasma membrane; regulation of intracellular pH
Cellular component (GO): plasma membrane
Molecular function (GO): ATP binding; P-type proton-exporting transporter activity; ATP hydrolysis activity
Source: RefSeq, a predicted model, not a curated record
AUGUCUGAGAACGAGAAGCACACCCCGGAGGAGGUCCCCGUCAAGGAGUCCUCCCUCCCCGCUCCCGCUGCCACUCCCGACUCCGUUGCGGAGCCCGAGAAGAAGAAGCGCGAGUACAAGGACAUGGAGGAGAAGCACGAAGGCGAUGCCCACGCCAAGGUUGACCUCAACACCAUUACCCUGACUGCCGGUGACCUGUACGACAAGGACAAGGUCGACAUUGAGCACGUUGUCAUGGAGGAGGUCUUCCAGCUCCUCCAGUGUGACGACAAGGGUCUCACCGCCACCGAGGCUGCCAACCGUAUUGGCAUCUUCGGCCCCAACAAGCUCGAGGAGAAGUCGGAGAACGUCUUCCUCCAGUUCCUCUCGUUCAUGUGGAACCCCCUCUCGUGGGUCAUGGAGGGUGCCGCCCUCGUCGCCAUCGCUCUUUCGAACGGUGGUGGCAAGCCCCCAGACUGGCCCGACUUUGUCGGUAUUAUUCUCCUUCUCCUCGUCAACUCGACCAUUGGUUUCGUCGAGGAGCGCAACGCCGGUAACGCCGUCAAGGCCCUCAUGGACUCGCUCGCCCCCAAGGCCCGCGUGAAGCGUGACGGUGUUUGGGCCGAGGUCGAGUCCGCUGAGCUUGUUCCCGGUGACCUCGUCGCCUUCAAGCACGGUGACAUUUGCCCCGCCGACUGCCGUCUCGUUGAGGCCAUUGAUGUUUCCAUGGACCAGGCCGCCCUUACCGGCGAGUCGCUUCCCCAGGGCAAGAAGGAGGGUGACGAGUGCUUCUCGGGCUCGACCUGUAAGCAGGGCGAGUGUGAGGGUAUCGUCAUCUCGACCGGUCCCAACACCUUCUUCGGCCGUGCCGCCACCCUUGUCGGCCAGGACAACGACCAGACUGGACACCUCCAGAUGGUUCUUGCCCGCAUCGGUUCGUUCUGCCUGGUCUCCAUCGGUAUCUUCGUCGUCCUCGAGAUCAUCAUCCUCUACGGUGCCCCCUCGUUCCGCUACUCUUACCGCGACGGUCUUGACAACAUUCUUGUCCUCUUGAUCGGUGGUAUCCCCAUUGCCAUGCCCACUGUCCUUUCGGUUACCCUCGCCGUCGGUGCCCAGCAGCUCGCCAAGCACAAGGCCAUCGUCACCCGUAUCACUGCCAUUGAGGAGCUUGCCGGUGUCACCAUCCUCUGCUCGGACAAGACCGGUACCCUCACCACCAACAAGCUUACCAUCGACAAGGAGAACGUCAAGUGCUACUCGCACUGGGACGUCGAGGGCGUCUGCCUCCUCGCCGCCUACGCUUCGCGUACCGAGAACCAGGACGCCAUCGACGGCUGUGUUGUCGGCACCCUCGCCAACCCCGCCGACGCCCGCAACGGCAUCGAGCUCCUCGACUUCAAGCCCUUCAACCCCGUUGACAAGCGUACCGAGAUCACCUACCGCGACCACGCCGACGGCAACAAGCUCAAGCGUGCCACCAAGGGUAUGACUGGUAUCAUCAUUGAGCUCUGCUCGCGCAACAAGACUUCCGAGCUCGAGGACCGCCUCGAGGCCGACGUUGAGGAGUUUGCCCGCCGUGGUCUCCGUGCCCUCGCUGUCGCUUACGAGGAUGUCCUCGGUGAGACCCCCGACGCCCCCGGCUCCGGCUUUGAGCUUGUUGGUCUCCUCUCGAUCUUCGACCCCCCUCGUUCGGACACCAAGCAGACUAUCGACGACGCCAUGGCCCUCGGUGUCAAGGUCAAGAUGGUUACCGGUGACCAGCUCGCUAUCGCCAAGGAGACUGGUCGCCGUCUUGGUCUCGGUGACCACAUGUACCCCGCCAAGGUCCUCAAGGACGGCCCCGAGCCCGGCUCCAAGCACGCCAACCUCGACGAGAUGAUCAUGGACGCCGACGGUUUCGCCGGUGUCUUCCCCGAGCACAAGUUCGAGAUUGUCAAGCGUAUCCAGGCCCUCGGCCACCUCUGUGCCAUGACUGGUGACGGUGCCAACGACGCCCCCGCUCUUUCGCGUGCCAACGUCGGUAUUGCCGUCGAGGGUGCUACCGACGCUGCCCGUGGCGCCGCCGACAUUGUCCUUACCGAGCCCGGACUUUCGACCAUUGUCCACGCCAUCUACGGCUCGCGUGUCAUCUUCCAGCGUAUGCGUAACUACGCCAUCUACGCCUGUGCCGUCACCAUCCGUAUCGUCUUCGGCUUCGCUCUCAUGGCCUUCAUCUGGAAGUUCAACUUCCCUCCCUUCAUGGUCCUUAUCAUCGCUGUUCUCAACGACGGUACCAUCAUGACUCUCUCGCUCGACCGUGUCCUUCCCUCGACCACCCCCGACUCUUGGGACCUCGCUGAGGUCUUCGCCUUCGGUAUCGCUUACGGUGUCUACCUUGCCGUCUCGACCAUUGCUCUCUACGCCGUCAUGCAGGAGACCACCUGGUUCGAGGACACCUUCCACGUCCAGCGCGCCGCCGACGACAACAAGAUCUCGCACAUGGUUAUCUACCUCCAGGUUGCUAUCAUCUCGCAGGCUCUCAUCUUCGUCACCCGUUCGCACGGCCCCUCGUGGACUGAGCGUCCCUCGGUUGCCCUCAUGGCCGCCUUCUGUCUCGCCCAGCUUAUCUCGUCCAUCAUUGCCGCCUUUGGCGACUGGGGCUUCACCAAGGUCCAGGGUAUUGAGGGUGGCUGGAUCGGUAUUGUCUGGAUCUGGAACAUCGUUUGGUACGUUCCUCUCGACCUCAUCAAGUUCAUCAUGAAGAAGACCGUCAUCGCUUGGCUCCAGGCCCGCAAGGCCGCCAAGCAGCCCGAGGCCCUCGUCGACGAGAACGGUGAGCGUCUCCACCGCACCGCCUCGCGUCACGAGUCGCUCUACUCGAACCGCACCUCGUUCCUCGGCCGUGCCGCCGGCGCCCUCAAGGGUGGUGCCAAGGUCAACAUGUCCAAGAACGAGCUCCAGCGCUUCUCGUCCAUCCAGGCCCAGCAGUCGGGUGCCGCCCUCGCCCGCGGCGCUUCGCGUCACUAG